Cordyceps militaris CM01 is the source of this 2277-nucleotide messenger RNA. RefSeq names its product fungal specific transcription factor. Gene Ontology annotation, biological process: DNA-templated transcription; regulation of DNA-templated transcription. The record is from RefSeq and is a predicted model, not a curated record. The transcript is spliced from 6 exons. Bases 1 to 2277 code for a protein of 758 amino acids. Gene Ontology annotation, molecular function: DNA binding; zinc ion binding; DNA-binding transcription factor activity, RNA polymerase II-specific. Lineage: Eukaryota; Fungi; Ascomycota; Sordariomycetes; Hypocreales; Cordycipitaceae.
AUGCAGCAGCAUUCGCCUGAGCAGACACAAGUCCUCAUGGUCAGCCCCGCUGCCGCCAGCGCUGCUGCGGAAGAUGGCUCUGGCCGACGAGCGAUUCGCUGUGACAAGGACUGGCCAUGCUCCAACUGCAGAACGGCUAAGCGGCCAUGUACUUCUACAGGCGCCGGCCAGCGCCCCAAAGAACCUCGUCAACGUGUUCUCAUCUCGUCUCAAUAUGAGCGUAAGAUUGACCAAAUUGAUUCUCGCCUUGGGAACAUCGAGACGCUCCUCAAGAACCUCUCCACCUCCGGAAUCGCGUCUAAUGACACCGCCAGCCGCAUCAUCGAAACGCCGCAAACGGGUAGCAGCGGACCGACGUGCGAGUCUACUGCCGACUUUGACAGCAGCGAGGAGGAGGGCGCCGCCUUUGGCGGCGACUCGGGCCUGACAGUCCACACGGCUUUUGCCAGCGAGUUCCUCGAGCGCGCUGUCAAGCGCACCGCGCUCCGCGCCGGCGCCCACAAUCCCCAAAUGGAGGCCGCCCUCGCCAACCUCGGCCAGCUCGUCGAGAUGCAGCGCAGCCGGCCGGAGCACAGGCCGCGGUUCCCGCUCCAGCGCGCCGUGCCCCCGGGUGGCGUGUCCAAGCUUCCGCUACCGCCGAUGGCGCUGGUCGUGGAGCUGUUGAAGAAGAAUAAGGCUUCCCCUGUAACCCUAUUUACAAUCAUGUGCGAUUUGGUCGGCGUCACAGACAUCACCACUCUAUGUCGAGCUGUUUACUUCCCCACAGAAGACGUCUCUGACGCCACCUUUGCCGUCGUCAGCGCUCUAUUGUAUAAUCUGUUCCUUGAACAACACUCUCUAUCCUCAGACCCGGCUGUGAGGGAAGAGUACUUUCGCCAUUUCCAAUUAUGCCGCGCCAACCUCGAAACCACCCUCGCUAACCUUCCCAUGCUGCUAUCUGCCAAGAUUGACAACGUCCAAGCAUUGCUCCUCGGUAGCCUCUACGCCGUCGACGUGUCCCGCCCAACCGUCGCCUGGCACUUUGCCUCCGCCGGCGCCCAGCUCUGCCUCACGGGCGGCUUUCACCGGCAGGACAGCCUCGCGCACGACCCGCCCGAGACGGCGCGCAUCAAGCGCAUCCUGUUCUGGCACAUUUACACGCUCGAUAAGGGCCUCGGGCUGCGCCUCGGCCGCGCCUCCGUCAUCCACGAGUGCGACAUUGACAUUCCCCGCGUCUUUGAGUUUGACCUGCUCGACAGCGGCGGCGCCGACACCGUGCCGACCAUGUGGGUCGAAAUGUCCGGCCUGCAGAGCGUCGUCUACGAGCAGCUCUACAGCCCCGCGGCGCUGCACUGCCCGCAGGACGAGCUCGUGCGCCGCGCGCGCGCGCUGGCCGAGGAAUGCCGCAAGCUCGGCGUGCGCGGCGACCGCGCGCGCAGUAAUGCCUACAGCUACAUCAAGCAGAUGAACAUCUCCGACGUGGUCGACGUGUUUAUCCGCGGCGACGAGGUGCAGUAUUAUGCGACGCAGACGCUCAUCUAUCGCGUCAUUCCCGCGCCGGAGCGCUCGGUGAGCAGGUUCUGCGAUGAGUGUCUCGAGGCGGCGCGCAGGGCCAUGAGUGCGCACCAAGACUGCGCGCGGCUCAUCGACCUCGGCAGCUUUGUCAAGACGACAUAUGUUCACUGGAGUCUCCUUCUCACACCGUUUGCGCCCUUCUUCGUGCUCUUCUGCUACGUUAUUGAGACGUCGUCAGCCGAUGACCUCAAUAUCCUCAAAGAGUUUGUCAUGUCGCUGGCGCUGGCACGGGACUCAUCCGAGGCGGUGGAGAAGCUGUACCGGCUGUGCCAGGUCAUGUACGACGUGCUGACGCUGUAUGUCGAGGCCAAGUCGUCCCAGCAGCAGCAGGAGAGCGGUGCUGGCGGCGGCGGCGGCGCGGGCGGUGCCCACGGCGUGGUACCCAUCGGAGACGAGUUUGAAAUGUACCUCAGCCAGCUGGGCCUCAUGCCCAUGGAGGACCAGACCAUGACGGGUGCGCCGGAUGGCCAGCAGACGGCGGCGACAGCCGGGGGCCAUGUACCGCACAACCCGCAGGUCGCGCAGAUUGCCGACUGGUUCGUGAAUAACCGCAACAUGAUGGGGUUGCUAGAGGAGGACCUGUCACAUAUUGAGUCGUACCGUUGGUUGCAGCCAGGUGCGGCACACUUGCAGCAGCACGCACAGCAGCCACAACAGCGUGCUGAACAGGCGGGCGUGACAAAUCAUGCAGUGCAUGGGCACCAUCAUACUGGAUCCAUGUAA